This is a messenger RNA of Fopius arisanus, 1333 nucleotides long. RefSeq lists its product as uncharacterized. The coding region runs from base 257 to 1024 and encodes 255 amino acids. The transcript has 4 exons. The record is from RefSeq and is a predicted model, not a curated record. NCBI's taxonomy places the organism in Eukaryota, Metazoa, Arthropoda, Insecta, Hymenoptera, Braconidae.
CAAAUAUAAAACAAUUAUUUAUAACUAUUGCAAAAUCCUGAAGGAUAAGUUCCCCAAUUUUUCAUAGAAUUCAAAUGAUUUGAGAACAAUGUAUUGGGUUUUGUUUUGAUUAGAUAAGUAAUGUACUUCAAACUGUAAAAGUUCAGGUUUCUUCGAAUACUUCAGGCAUAACCUGCAGAAAAAUUACAUAAAAAUGUCUUGACGAGAACAUCAAUAAAUUUUCCAAAAUUCUUCAAAAUUCCCAGUGAAAAACAUCAUGUCGCUGCCUCCUUUUUUUACCCGCCACUUUCCAUCGUAUGUCAGAGAUCAUACAGUCAGAGAUGUCCAGGUUUACUGGUACCAUCCGCAGUUCACUCAGAGCCGAUAUCCACCUGGUCAACAAGUCAGCCAAGCUUGUACGUUGAUAUGUCUCCUAGUCGCUCAAAGAAUUUGCGAGUCACACCUGCAAAUCAUGAAUGUAGAGACCUCGCCUGAGCUGGCAGUGAUAAUAGCAGAAUCAAUUGUAGAAGGAAAUAGAAAUCAUGCAUGGAUUCUCCAACGCGGACUUGUCAGUCAUCCUUAUUUGAGCACAGACGAGGCUCUCAGAUUUGGCGGAAAACGUUUAAAAACUAUUGUAGAAUGGAAGUUUCAAGUAUUUACCGAGAACAUUGAGAUAAAUCUCUGUCAGAACAUUCGAAGAUUUUUGCGGGAUUGGUACCAGAAACCUCGAGGCGACACUCUUAUUAUGCUUUUAAUCACCUGUGGCCGAACAGUCUUAUUUCUAUUUCAGAGUCGAAUGAAUAAAAUAACACUUUUCGAUUCCCAUGGCCACAGCACGGCGAAGAAUCCGCACAGAGGAUUGGUAGUUGCUCAAGCAAAAUACGAAAAUUUGUAUGCUUUAUGUACCUGGUAUGUCCAAGAAGUUCUUUACAAUUGCUUCAACGUCUACGCAGAUCAGUACGAAUUAGCCUUUUUGUACUAUGCGAAUCCGGGAUGCUGUGGGAGUGGGGAACAUUUCUGUGAUUGUGGCUGCAACAAGUGCUGAAGGAAAAACAAUCUAGGAAGGCAGUAUAAAAAUGAACAAUCAAACUCAAAUCUUUGCUUCGUUAUUCCGUUUCAUGAAAAUCAGGAAAAAAAUUAAACUAUUUUAUAUUCAGAUAUACUGACAUUUAUUUACAUUAUUUACAGUUUCUCUAAAAAUUACUUUUAUGUUUUCAUGUUUUUCAAUGUUCCUAUGUUGUUUAGAAUUUGUCUAUUUUUUUUACAACAGAGUUUUUAGAUUUUCAAUGAGUCUUACAAUUUGUUAAUAUUUCAUAUCAUCAAAAAUAUAAAUUCCAUCGAAAAUAUUCUGUUG